AUGCCUAGCAUAACGGUUGGAAAUCCCUGCACCGCUUUCACGACCACCGACGUCGCCUGGAACGCCACGGAGCUCGGCAACUCCGUCGAUGAAUUGCCGCGGCGGAAGAACCUCAUCGGGAAACCCAAACCUCCGCCAGCGCUACCACAAAGUUCAGAGGAGAUUCCGAACCUGAUAGAGCAGCGGAGGAAGAAGCAGCUGGCACCGAAGUCGUUGUCGGUGUCGAUUUCGCCGUUCGAGUUGGAGGAUCGGCUGGCAGUGGCCUCAGCUCCACAUUCGCAGAGGUCGUUUGCAAAUUUGCCAACGACACUACACACGCCUUCCCCUGUUGCUCGUACCGACGCUCUCAAAAAUCAACCCCAUGCGCGGAAGCACUCCGUUCUAGACGGUCAACUUUCGCUCGACAUCAUCUCUCCAACAACCUCUGUCCCUCCAUUGCCCUAUAGCCCGUCAUCAUCCACAUCCACAUUCUCAUUGGCCCUCGACCCCAUCGCGGGGCACGUGGAAAUUCUCUCACUUUGCAGGCGAGAGGAAAGGCAAACCUCGGGCAGAAUUCUAUAA
Molecule: messenger RNA, 561 nt
Organism: Cyclocybe aegerita
Lineage: Eukaryota; Fungi; Basidiomycota; Agaricomycetes; Agaricales; Hemipholiotaceae
Source: the annotation of a GenBank genome assembly